GUAAACGACUUCCUGUCCGGGAGGUCCCCCCUGACCCUUGCCCUGCGGGUGGGCGAUCACAUGAUGUUUGUCCAGCUGCAGCUGGCAGCUCAGCAGAACAGUGGGCAGCUCCAGCACCGCCACGUGAUUGCCAGCCGCGGAGAACAAGCUGGAGGCGCCGCAGCCACCACGCCGGUGCCAGCGGCCGGACCAGCUGCCUCCAGUUGCCGCACCCUGCCUGGGAGCACUCCCACCUCCUCCCCUACUUUUGCCCGGCUCCCCACGGCGCCCGCUUGCCCGCCAAGCCCUGUGCCCAGUCCUACUGCUUCUCCGUCGCCAAUGCAGAAUAUGCCUCUCUACUGUACCACCGCUAACCCGACCCCCGUCACGGCAGGGAUGUUCCAUUCGCACGGGACCAGCACACAGACGGUCAACGGAGGGGGGAGCGGCAGCGUCAUGUCUCCGUGUUCAGAGGUAGACUGCGCCUCAAGAAGUAAAAGUUCGCCCAGCAGCAGCCCCACUCAGGCCUCUCGGACCCGCAAACACGGCGCUGUGAUAGAAAGCUUUGUUAACCACGCCCCUGGGGUUUUUUCGGGAACGUUUUCUGGCACUUUGCACCCCAACUGCCAAGACAGCAGUGGCCGGCCGCGCCGAGACAUCGGCACCAUCCUGCAGAUCCUCAACGACCUCCUGAGUGCCACGCGGCACUACCAGGGCAUGCCCCAGUCGCUGACACAACUGCGGUGCCAGACACAGUGCUCCUUGUCCACCCCUUCCCUGGAUCUCAACAACCACACUACCUCAGAAAGAACGGCAGCUGCUGCUAACCAGCCCUUGCACUUGGGGGUCCAGUGCCCAAGCCAAGCAGCCACCUGCAAGCCCACCG
Molecule: messenger RNA, 865 nt
Organism: Notechis scutatus (mainland tiger snake)
Lineage: Eukaryota; Metazoa; Chordata; Lepidosauria; Squamata; Elapidae
Source: RefSeq, a predicted model, not a curated record